This is a messenger RNA of Metopolophium dirhodum (rose-grain aphid), 2418 nucleotides long. RefSeq names its product transmembrane protein 39A. The transcript is spliced from 10 exons. NCBI's taxonomy places the organism in Eukaryota, Metazoa, Arthropoda, Insecta, Hemiptera, Aphididae. The coding region runs from base 505 to 1707 and encodes 400 amino acids. The record is from RefSeq and is a predicted model, not a curated record. Gene Ontology annotation, cellular component: membrane.
UUUAACAAAUUAGUGUACUUAAAUACAUGUAAUUUCUGUAUUCUUUUGAACAAAAUCAGAAUGAACUAUUUUAAUGGUGUAUAAGUAUUUUUCAAAUAUAUCUCAACCGUUGACGAAAUAACCUGUGUACAUUUAUCAAAAUUAAGUGGUGUUUAUACCCAAGUACCUACUUACGUUUUUUGAAAACAAUUAUAAAUUAUUUUCAUAUUUCAUAAUAUAAACAGGUAGAUUAGAAAAAUUAGAUAUGUCAUCCAUGUCAUUGACUUUGAUUGACUAAUCUAAUGCAAGGUUGCAUAAACAAUUGGUUAAUAAUAUAAUGUUUUAAUAAAAUUAAAUGGGCCUCUAAAUCAUUUUUAAGGGACCGUUAGCUUACUAUUUAUUCAUUAAAUUAUUAUGCCCAUAUGCAUAUUAAAUUUAUGUGACACAUAUUGUAAUUGAUUAUGCAACCUGACGAGAGUACCUACCAAUAUAAUGUACAACUGAGUUGCAGCAGAGAUCUGACCAAUGAAAUCUGAUGACACAUUACCACGAGUCACAUCCCCGCGCAUGUAUAAUGAUGGCAAUAUAACAUUUGAAGGGUUAAUGGUGGUUUUUGCUUCGUUCUCCACUUAUUUGCAAUAUUUGAACAUUUAUAAAUCAGUUUGGUGGUUACCAAAUUCAAAUUAUACUUUAUGGAAAAUACAUUUAAUUGAUUAUCAAGUGGUUAUAUUUAUACUAGCUAUGCAUUGUCGAAGAUUUAUAUAUUGCUUAAUAACAUGGGUUUUCCACAUGUUAUGUCCUCAAAAUUAUUGGAAAUUUAUAAGACUGUUCAUUAGAUUAUUUGUUUCAGUCACACUGUUUCUUUUAUUAGCCCUAUUGGCAUUCGAUCUCUACAUAAAGUAUGAUUAUUUAAUAAUAAUUUACUUGUUUAUGCCGAUAAUUGGUUAUUUAUGCUAUUAUGGUUUCAAAGCAUGCCCAUUUUUCGAUAUGAUGUGUAUUAGUGAAAAAGAAAUAAUUAUCAAUGGCAAAUCAUUAAUUCAAUAUACAAAUAUGCAUAUAUGUACAUCAAACCCAAAAAUAAUUCGAUCAGAAGUGGAAAAUAUGAGAGAUGAUUUUAAUAAUAGGCUAACCCAAAUACUGUUUUCUUCUUUUUUCUCAGCAUAUUAUGCAUGCUUUUUACCACUAGUAUUUGUACAAACUUAUGUGGUUUAUGAAGAACAUUGGGUGUUAAUGCAUUUUCCUUUUGUAAUGAUGACUAUGGGCAUGAUGCUAUGUAUUCAUUAUUAUCCUGUUAAGUAUUUUGAUCACUUACAUAAAGCAGCUAUGCACUUGGGUCGUUGGAAGAGAGUAAAAUUAGAUCGUCCUCACUUGCCCAUACAUUUAUGGUCAGAAGAAGUGGUAUGGCAACAAGGAUCAUUAGUUCGACAUAAUCAAUGUUUGUAUAAAGCCGAAGGAGUAUCAAAUGUAGCUGAACCAGGAAAAAAUGCUGAUAAAGUUUUUUAUAGAAUUUUCAGUAAUCCUUCAGAAACAAUAUUUUUUACAUUGGCUUCUAUGCAAGUAUCAUUUAUGAUAGUGUUGAUUAUAGCACUGGUCAUCAGUUUUCAAUGGCAUCAUAUAUUUUACCUUUCAUUUGUAAUGCUAUUAAAUUAUGUUACACUGUGUAAGACUUUAUUUAAUUACCGUAUGACUGCCAAGAUAUACAAAUUGUUAAAAGAAAAAACUCAAUAGACAAUUAACAUUUUCUGAAUUGAAACAAACCUUAAUGGCAGACUUUACCUCUUUUUUUUUAUUAUUAAUUGGUUGAAUGUAUAGUCAAUUCCACGGGAGAAUAAUCACUUUUCGCACAUCACAAAUGAUUCAAUUGGUUCGUUGAGAACCACGUGAUCACGUUAGCACAGAGAAGUUGGUGGGAGAUGCCCAGCCCUGACGAGAAUCGUUCGGCGGACUGAUUAUUCUCUCGUGGAAUUGACUAUAGAUAUGUUAAAUAACUGUGUUAUGCAAAACUAAUAAACUUUUCUAGAUUUAAAUUAAAUUAUAAUAUAAGAUUUGAAUGUUAUUAAAGGGUUGUCGCACCCGCAUUUUUUGUCUCCGUCUUACACACGGACGACAUAGACAAAACGUGUUUUACGCAGUCUGAGUAGAACUUGCUCAAUUCUGGUUCUAAAAUAAAAAUUCCUAUUAUAAAAUUAAAUUGUGACAAUAUUUCUAAAGGCAACUCUUUGCGUUUUUUUUUUAAAAUUUAGUUAUAGUUAUUUUAAAAAUGUUGAAAUUUUUUCUAUUUCUAACUGAUAUAAUUAACGUUAUUUUAAUUAUUAUGAAAAAAACGCAAUGAUUUACCCUCAGAAAUAUUGCCACAAUUCAAUUUUAUAACAGUUAUUUUUACUCUAAAACUAAAAUUGAGUGAGUUCUACUCAGAUUGAGUAAACGUGUUUUGUCUAU